Diachasmimorpha longicaudata is the source of this 1959-nucleotide messenger RNA. RefSeq names its product ras-related protein Ral-a (gene Rala). The transcript is spliced from 7 exons. The record is from RefSeq and is a predicted model, not a curated record. Gene Ontology annotation, biological process: Ras protein signal transduction. Gene Ontology annotation, molecular function: GTP binding; GTPase activity; GDP binding. Lineage: Eukaryota; Metazoa; Arthropoda; Insecta; Hymenoptera; Braconidae. Bases 176 to 781 code for a protein of 201 amino acids. Gene Ontology annotation, cellular component: plasma membrane.
CAUAUUCACUAAUCUAAUCCAUUAAUCACAUGUGAUUUGUGUUUCUCAUUGAUCACUGGUGUCCGCUCUUUUUGGUGUUUGGGACAGAGUAUUUUGUGGAGAAAUUACGACAGUAUCGGGGGAGUUUCGACUAAUUGUUGUGGGACAUAGUGACGAAGAUUUUCAGUGAAUAAACAUGGCGAAAAAGCCAGGACCAAUUCCGGCUCUCCACAAAGUAAUAAUGGUUGGCAGUGGAGGCGUGGGAAAGUCAGCCUUAACACUUCAGUUCAUGUACGAUGAGUUUAUAGAGGACUACGAGCCAACAAAAGCCGAUUCAUACAGGAAGAAAGUUGUCCUUGAUGGAGAGGAAGUACAAAUUGAUAUACUAGACACUGCUGGACAAGAGGACUAUGCUGCUAUAAGGGACAAUUACUUUCGCAGUGGAGAGGGCUUUCUCUGCGUUUUCUCCAUUACUGAGGAUGACAGUUUUCAGGCGACUCAAGAGUUUAGGGAACAAAUUCUGAGAGUAAAAAACGAUGAAAACAUUCCCUUUUUAUUAGUCGGUAACAAGAGUGAUCUCGAGGAGAAGCGAAAAGUCAGUCUAGCGGAAGCUCAAGCUAGAUCGCAACAGUGGGGGGUACCGUACGUCGAAACAAGUGCAAAGACUAAAGAAAAUGUGGACAAGGUGUUUUUCGAUUUGAUGCGCGAAAUAAGAUCACGUAAGAUUGAAGAUAAAUCCGCGAGUAACGGUCGGGGAAAAGAUCGUGCUAAAAGGAAGAAAAAGAAGUGCAUUGUUCUAUAGGUAUUCUUUGAUUUAAUUGGUUCAAUCGCUGCGCGCAAAGCGCGUGAAAAUCAAAUUGAGGGGGCUGAACGUAAAAAUAAUAAACGUUGUUGCAUUCUCCUCUAACAACACCCAGAAUAAGCUUUUAUUAUCGUUUCAGACAAACUACGUUAAAUUACAUAUACAUGCAUAUAAAUAUAUAUAUUUUUUUCAUAUUAUUUAAAGAAAAAAAAGUGAACAUUGAUUAAACAUCUUCAUUCUAUUCAAUUCUGUACGUGUGAGAGAUGAGUGUGUGUGAAAGAAUGAGUGAGUGUCCACUCGGAUGCACCUGCGAACAGGUAUUUGCAAUUAUUUACGGUGAGUUGAUCCUCAUGUCCAAAUAUACACGAGGGACCGAACGAUUUAUUCGAGAUUUGCUGUUCAAAAUUCACUUGCUUUCUGAUAUAUUUGACAUUGAUGCCUGUAGAUGGUUGACUGCAUUACGUUAAACAAAAUAUUAUUUUUCAAAGUUACGGAAUUCGGGAAAAAUUAUUCUGUAGAAUUUUCUAUUAGAUUUUCUACCAGUUUUUGGACGAUUCUAUCAAGUAAUUUUUUUGUAAAAUUUCAUAUGAAUUACUAGAUACAUUCGCUGCAUUUUAAAAUCCACAGGCAAAUCUACGGAAAGAGCUAUUGAUUUUUGUAUGUUUUCUAUUGAAUUUUCUGUUAGUUGUCCGACGUUUUUAGAGGUAUUUUCCGGUAAUAAUUUGAUUAAAUGUUCGGAUCGCAGUGAAAGGGCUAUAAAACUGGCACCGCAAUCUACGGAAAGAGCUAUAGACUUCUAUAAGAUUUACAUUGAAUUUUCUGCAACUUUUUGGGCGUUUCUAUACGGAAAUUUUUCUUGUAAAAGUCCAAUAAUAAUUUCAACCGCAUUCCCGAGGUUUUUCGAGGAAAUUUAUUCGCGCGCAAUGUGUGAAGAAGUGACGUGACUAUUAUACGAUGGAGAAAUAAUAAAUACCAUGAAGCAGUCAACAUUCAUGUGCCUAUUAUUACCAAGCGUUAUCCGCAAAUUCUGCCUUUUCGUGUCACUGAAGAAAACACUUCACAAAUACUCACCUUUUCGUUGUAAAGCUUGUGAAUUUAGCUAACUUCUCGUUUUUGUAUAUAUUUUGUAUGUCUUUAAUACACAAUUAAAUAAAUAAAUGGCCACAGCAAUAAGAGAA